This is a messenger RNA of Eleginops maclovinus (Patagonian blennie), 7133 nucleotides long. RefSeq names its product phospholipase A2 receptor 1 (gene pla2r1). Gene Ontology annotation, molecular function: signaling receptor activity. Bases 1895 to 6355 code for a protein of 1486 amino acids. The transcript is spliced from 30 exons. The record is from RefSeq and is a predicted model, not a curated record. NCBI's taxonomy places the organism in Eukaryota, Metazoa, Chordata, Actinopteri, Perciformes, Eleginopidae.
AAAAUGGAUCCUGCAUUAUUACACACUCUGCUGGACCUGUGUUUGAAAAGAGCUUGUUUUGAAAUGUAGUUCUAAAAACAUUAUCAAUUUGUCUUUUAUUGUGCUCACAUUCCAUCAAUUGAUCAAAUAAGAAAACCUUUGGUGACAUAGUCUUCUGGUGAAGGAGUAUGGGUUAGUGCCUGGUCUCUUUGCACAAUUUAAUACACUUGUCUUUUGAAGUGUUGCAGGCACAGCCUAUGGAAAGAGUUGUAUUCUACACUGCCUUUGUAUUCUUCACUGCCUGGCCAAAAAAAAGGUCACACACUCUAAUAUUUGUUGGACUGCCUUUAGCUUUGAUUAAGGCAUGCAUUCGCUGUGGCAUCAUUUCCACACGCUUUUGCAAUGUCACAACAUUUAUUUCUGUCUUGCAUUCAUUUUUCGCCAAGAUCUUGUAUUGAUGACGGGAUAUUCAGACCACUGUGCAAAGUAUUCUCCAGCACAUUCCAAAGAUUCUCAAUUGGGUUCAGGUCUGGACUCUGUGGGGGCCAAUCCAUGUGUGAAAAUGAUGUCUCAUGCUCCCUGAACCACUCUUUCACAAUUUGAGCCCGUUCGAUCCUGGCAUUGUCAUCUUGGAACAUGCCUGUGCCAUCAGGGAAGAAAAAAUCCAUUGAUGGAAUAACUUGGUCAUUCAGUAUAUUCAGGUAGUCAGCUGACCUCAUUAUUUGGGCACAUAACGUUGCUGAACCUAGACCAGACCAACUGCAGCAACCCCAGAUCAAACCACUGCCCCCACAGGCUUGUGACCUUUUUUUUUUGGCUGGGCAGUGUAUCUAUUUUGGGGGGAAGAAGUAUUCAGAUCUUUUUCUUGAGCUUUAGUAAGUAACAUGUUACAAGUUACAAUCCUGCAUUUAAUGACAUUUCACAUGAAUAAAACUGCAAUAGAAUUAGCAUAAGAAAACGUUAUGUAGAUUAUGCCAAGUGGUCGGUUUCAUAAAAAAUACUUAAUAUAAUUUUGGACUAUAAAUGCAAUCAUGUGUUACCCACUAUUAAAGCAGUUACUCAAUGUAGGGCUAAUUUAAAGUUCUUUAUAUAAAGCAUUAUUUGCAAAGUAACGAGAAAUGACAGCUCUGAAUUUUAGAGAAAUGGCAGAAAAUGGAAAUACCUAAGCAGCCUACAGUUAUCUACUCAUGUAGGUCUAAAUAAAUAGGCUUAUUUUACAUACUUUCGGUGUUUUUUCUUUGUGUAAAAUAUACAAUACUCCGCUUACAUGUAUCUGUUUCCAUCUGUCUAUUAUAUGAUCAUUGAUUCUUUACUUAUGAUAAGUACAAAUACAACACGUCCUAAAUUCAUAUGUAUGUAUAUUAUGCAUAUAUACCCAAUGAUAAAGUACAUGCAGAAUCAGCUACAUGCAACAAAGUACUUAAUUCGAUAAAGAUCAGAGUUACUUUACUUUGGCAGUUUUUAUUCCAGGAGAUCCUAUUCUGUCUGGUUUAGGAACUCCUUGACCCCUGCCUGUCUGUCUGUCUGUCUGUCUGUCUGUCUGCCUGCCUGUCUGUCUGUCUGUCUGUCUGUCUGUCUGUCUGUCUGUCUGUCUGUCUGUCUGUCUGUCUGCCUGCCUGCCUGCCUGCCUGCCUGUCUGUCUUUCUGCUAGUGUGUUUAUUUAUUUGGGGCCUGUUGUUCAGACUAAAUAAAGUUGUAUGGCUCUUUCUCAGUGAGAACAGUCCGGCAGUAAUGCAGCUUGAGACCGGAGAGCAGCAGCAGCUCCUCCGUCAGACGUGACGUCGCUGGUCCCCCGCUGAAAAACUUCACUCCGCACAAAGUUUUCAGAAAACAUCGAGCCCCAAAAUACUCUCUGUGACCAGGAGCCUCGGAAUGUGCGGACAUUUGCACUUCAACACUGUAACCCGCCGUCGAAAUGUUAGCACAGUUUCGUUUAAUCGACUCCGUGACUGCCGUUGCGACUGUUUUUGUAGCAGUGUUGUUGGCGAGAGGCUGCAUGUGUGUCAACGAGAAAGACGAUGAGGUUCUGGAGAAAAAGCAGCUUAUGGAGUUCUACAAAAAGGGUAUGUUUAUCCUGGAGAGUGAGCCUCUGAAACGCUGCAUCAAAGUAGACCGCUCUAACCUCGUGCUAGAGGACUGCGAGCGGCCCACGCGUCGCAUGCUCUGGAAGUGGGUGUCCCGACAUCGCCUCUUUAACUUGGGUACCAGCACGUGCCUGGGCCUCAACAUCUCCGACACGACGCAGCCUCUGGGCACAUUCGAGUGUGACAUGGCUCUGCCGGUGCUGUGGUGGCGCUGCAGUGGAAAUAUGCUGUACGGUGCGUCACAGUGGAAGGUGGCUGUGGCUGGACGUUUGGUGGUGGUAAAGAAAAACUCCUAUCAUGAGUGGAAAAGAUACAACACCCCUAGAGGAGGGCCCUGCUCAUAUCCAUAUGAAGAUAUCCACACUUUGUUGGGAAAUGCACAUGGCAUGCCUUGCGCUUUGCCCUUUAAAUACAACAACAAGUGGUACUCUGAGUGCACAACUGAGGGGCGCGAGGACCAUCUUCCAUGGUGUGCUACAACCACUCGCUAUGAUGAGGCCGAAAAAUGGGGCUUCUGUCCAGUUCAAGAUUCUAGUUGUGAGCGUUUCUGGGAGUCAAACCAGGAGCUGCGUGCAUGUUACCAGUUCAAUCUGUACACCAUCCUGACCUGGAGCCAGGCGCUGUCCACCUGCCAGGCUCAAGGGGGAAAUCUGCUCAGCAUCACCAGCCUGGCAGAGCACAGGUACAUCAGAGAUCGAAUGGCAAGUGUUGGAGCGAUGGUGUGGAUCGGGCUGAACCACCUGAAGGAUAGACGGGGGUGGCAAUGGUCUGAUGGAGCACCUCUAUCACUGGUCAAUUUCACUAAAACUCUACCAGCCAGCCCGCUGCAGGACGACCAACAGUGUGGGGUGUACAACUCCGCCUCUGAGGGUCACUGGCAGAGUCUGUCCUGUGAGUCAGCUCUGCCUUACAUCUGUAAGAAGACGCCUAAUGACACCCGCAGAGCCGAGCCACUAGACAACUGGCAGUAUAUCCCUACAGAGUGUACUAAUGGCUGGUUGCCUCACAAUGGUUUCUGCUACCGGCUGCUGUCAGAGGCAGAAGCAGGGAGCUGGGAGGAGUCUUCCCGGGCCUGUGUCUCUCAGGGGGCAAACCUCACCAGCCUUCACUCCCUUUCCGAGGUGGAAAUGCUGCUCAAGCUUCUGACUAACUCUUCCGGUGACAGUGAGGAGGCUUGGAUCGGCCUUUGGAAACAGCCAUUUUCUCCGACUGUAGAGUGGUCUGAUGGUUCAGCAGUAACUCUCACUUUCUGGCACCAGUAUCACCCUCCUCCCAACCUGACGGAUGCAUCACUUUGUGUCAAAGCAGACAGGAAGGAGGGUAACUGGCUCUUAAGGUCAUGUGAUGAGCGACUGCCAGCUGUGUGUAGAAAACAAAGCCAGAAUCCGGAUCAUCAGCCUGGAACCUGGGAUGAAGGCUGUCCUGAGGGCUGGAAACGGCAUGGACACUCCUGCUACACGCUGACGAGCCAUGAACAGAGCUAUGAGGAUGCAAUGAUGGGUUAUUACUGCAGGGCUCCUCUCCUCACCGUGGAAAACAGGUUUGAGCAGGCGUUUGUCAACAGUUUGCUGAGUGAGGGUGGGACAAACAGCAGCAAGUAUUACUGGAUCGGCCUCACGGACCAGGAGAAGAGGGGAGAGUACAGCUGGCUACCACUCAAUGGCUCCUCGCUGCCUCUCACUUUCACAAACUGGAACAAACACCAGCCAGUCAGUACUGGCGGAUGUGUUGCUAUGUCAGGCGGCCCUGCUUUGGGUCACUGGGAAGUUAAAGACUGCAAGUCCCACAAGGCCUUUUCAGUGUGCAAGCAGAGCAUCAGCAGCUACCAUGAUGUCCAGCUGCCAGAGCACCACAUUGAUGCAUACGCCCCCUGCCCUCCAGGAUGGGAAUCACAGGCUGGGAUGCUCCACUGUUUCAAGGUGUUCCACGAUGAGAAAGUGCUGAUGAAGCGUUCCUGGGUGGAGGCGGACUUCUUCUGCCAGGCCCUCGGUGCUCAGCUGGCCAGUUUCCUCCACUAUGAGGAGCAGGUGUUUGUUAAGCACCUCCUCGGUACCAUGUUUGAAGGAACAGAGGGUCGCUGGUUCUGGGUGGGCUUUAAUAAGAGAGACCCUGAACAUCCCGGAUCCUGGGAGUGGUCUGAUGGUUCUCCUGUGGAGGCGUCCUUCAUAGAGGAUAAGAACGAUGAGGAUGAUCGGAGGGACUGUGCUAUGUACAGCGACCUCACCAACGCUCUAAUACCGCAACCCUGUGAGGCUGAACAUGAAUGGAUAUGCAAGAUUUCCAGAGGAGAUAAAGUGAUGAAACUCUAUUGGUACAAUGAGCAGAGUGAGCCCUGGGUCUUUUACCAUGGAGCGGAGUACCUGCUGGCGAAGCAGCCCUUUGACUGGGACGCCGUGUCUCUGGCCUGUCAGAUGAUGGGAGCCUACCUGCUGUCCAUCCACUCCAGAGAGGAGCUACACUUCGUCAAGGAGCGCCUGCGUCGGCUCUCCCUGGGACCAACAGAGUGGUGGAUCGGCCUGUCCACUGGGCAGCCUGGAGAGGGGGUCAGGUGGAGCGACAAGACAGAGGUAGACUUUGAGAGCUGGGCAGACAGGGGAGCCAGUGGUGGCAUAAGAAACCGGAUGUGUGUCACCAUGUCCUCUUCAACAGGGAAGUGGUCAGAGAAUAAAUGCAGCAAUAUCCACGGCUACGUCUGCAAGAGAAAGACUGUGUCUGUGGUGGAGACUCCCAGGCAGCCGCACUACAUCGGAGGAUGUCCGGAGAAAUGGCUGUACUUUGGACACAAGUGUCUCCUGCUUCACAUCAUUGACAGCCCAAAGGAGGGAAAGAGUUGGAAGGAUGCCCGGUCCAUCUGUUCCUCAUUCGAUGGUUCGUUGGUGGCUAUCGAAGACGAGAUUGAGCAAGCAUACAUCACCAUGUUGCUCCAGGGAAGCUCUGUAGGUGUGUGGAUUGGUCUGCUGGAUGAGGACACCAUGAAAUGGACCAAUGGGAAAACAGUCAGUUACACCAACUGGUCUCCAAUUGAACCAAAGAGCUACCUCACUGAAAAUGAGUGGCUCAGUGGAUUUGCUGAUGAGCCGUUGUGCACUGUACUGUCCAACAAUCACAACUUCCACCUGACCGGGAAGUGGUACGAUGAGAAGUGCAGUGAGAGUGGGUACGGCUUUGUUUGUCAAAAACCUCAAGAUACAUCCAAACCCCCCACCCACUCCUAUUACCACCCUCUCCCUGACAAUAUUGAGUACAGAAGCCGCAGCUACAAAGUUGUGUCUGGCAACAUGAGCUGGUACGACGCGAUGCAUAUGUGCAUAGAGAAUGAUUCUGACCUAGUGAGCGUUACAGAUGCCUACCACCAGGCUUUCCUUACUGUCCUUGUCAAUAGAUUGGCAGUCCCCCACUGGAUUGGACUGUAUAGUCAAGACAGUGGCAUCAAUUAUCAGUGGUCAGAUGGCAGCGACACAGUGUACACACACUGGGACGCAGGCGAAGAUGAUGACGACUUUGUGAUGGGAGAGUGUGUGUACAUGGACGUGACCGGAGGCUGGCGAAGAGCUGACUGUGAAACUCCGCUUCCAGGAGCCCUGUGUCAUGUUCCCCCACCAAACAGUAAACCAUUCAUCUCGUAUGAGUUUGCGUGCCCCUCCACAUGGGUGAAAUUCGGUCAUGGCUGUUACAGCUUCGAGCCUGUGGUGCAGAAACUCACAUUUGAAGAAUCAAGAGAGCACUGCAGGCAGAAAGUAAACACCUCAGAUGUCCUGACCAUCGAGAGUGAGACGGAGAAUCGGUUUGUUCUGGAGCAGCUGUGGACGUCGGGGUUCCUUCACCACACCGUGUGGUUGGGGAUGUACUUUAACAUCAACACUGAUUCUAUGGCCUGGGUGGAUGGUUCACCCAUACACUACACCAACUGGCUCAACAAGGCCCCGGACCCCAAGCUGCUGACCGCUGACGCCUGUGUUACUACCAGGGUGGUUGAUGGUGUGUGGCAUCUGUCGCAGUGCAACGAGCGGCUCGGCUUUGUAUGCAAAACCACCUCAGAUAUAGUUACUGAGGUGGAAGUGGAACCGCUAAAUGGUUUACACCAUGGGGUCAUCCCUGCUGCGGUGCUAGUGGCUGUACUAAUCUUUGCCCUGCUGGCAGGAGCGAUGUGGUUUGUGUACAAGAGGAGCGCUUCACGUUUUCGCGGGCUUCCUACGCUCGGCAGUGCUUAUUACAGACAAACCAGCUCACAGGCCACAGAGUCAGACGGAAAUGUCCUUAUUACAGACCUGGAGGCUCACUCAGGAGAAUAGCACUCAAUGAUUUCCUUUAGGUUUCUGUCCGUCUCUCACAAUUUCACCAUCAGGUAUGAAUGCCACAUGACACUGUACAGCUGUGAAUCCUCAGGACAGUGGUGACAAGAUGACUUUUCCUUCUGUAAUAAGAAAAUGUGGUUGAAGGAACCACAGUUUUCACCCAUUCAGAAUGUUUAAAUUAGACAAAUGUAUGAGAAGAUUUGGUUAUUUGACACUGAAUAGUCAACAGUUAAAUAUCAAGACUAACAAAGUUCACAUGAAUGAGUGUGUUGAAGAAGAGAUGUUAGAGAGCUUAAAACAUGUUAGAAAAGGUACUGGACACUUGUUCUAUGCUUGUUACAAUUUCAUAGUAUAAGAAUUUAAAUCAAUUUUAAUUGGUAAAAACGGUACAAAGGAAAAUGAUUUGGAUAAUGCCGAAAGGUUUUCUGAACAAGAUUCAAACAGGUAAAAGAAAAACUUGGUUUACUUGCCAAAUGUGUUUUCCAUUGACAUAAAUAAUAAUAUUUGUGAUGCAAUUUUGUGCAUCUUAUUUAGAAUUCAGGAGUUGUUGGAGCUGCACACUUGGUACAGCAAUUUGUCAGUAUUACUUUUGUAUUUUUAUUUUAUUUUUUUAAGUAACCAUGCUGUAUAUAGAUCAAAAAAGUGUCCUUUUAUAUGAUCAAGAUUAACAGAAAAGUGUAAGUCAUAACUAAUGAUUGGAUUUGUUCUCUUGUUCACUUUUGUCUUCUGAUGCAAAACAAAUUUGUAUAUUUGCACAGUUUUCUUUGUUUUAAUA